This is a messenger RNA of Lolium rigidum, 2154 nucleotides long. RefSeq names its product probable receptor-like protein kinase At5g18500. Bases 1 to 1836 code for a protein of 611 amino acids. NCBI's taxonomy places the organism in Eukaryota, Viridiplantae, Streptophyta, Magnoliopsida, Poales, Poaceae. Gene Ontology annotation, biological process: protein phosphorylation. Gene Ontology annotation, molecular function: protein kinase activity; ATP binding. The record is from RefSeq and is a predicted model, not a curated record. The transcript has 9 exons.
AUGGCGAGCCAAUCCUUCCAACGCGUCGCACCACACAAGCAAAGUCUCGCGGACAUCGUGCAUCUGCUUUCUUCUGCGUCACUCCCUCGCCUGACCGACUCGCUACUCCAUUCUCGCACACUACCAACCACGCUGACAACUCCCCUUCUCCUGCCGCCACCACCUUCCAAUUCCAUCUCCAAAUCCCCUUCCUCCCCAUACAUUCCCCCAUUGCAAUUCCUCUUCCUCGUCGUCUUCCUCCGUUGCCGCUGCUGCUGCUGCUCCGCUGGAUCCCAGGUACUUGAUGAUAACAAGAUGUCAUCAAACUCCACGCUAACAGAAUCGCUUCAUGAGAAAACAAUCGUCUUUGGACUUAAACUAUGGGUUGUCAUCGGGAUAGCUGUUGGAGCAUCCCUCCUGGGUGUUCUUCUUAUCCUUGUUAUAUGCCUUACCAUCCAGAGCUGGAUCAGGCGGUCACGUAGGGCAUUCAAGGAGCUGCCCAUGACCCAGAUACCUUCUGCAUUUAAAGAUAUCACAGAAGUAAGGGUGCCUGACCAUUUUUCACCCAAUGAUUUCGUUGUACAUGAUGGGCUUCUACUCGCCAUUGAGAAUGGGCCUGUUGAAUCAACGGAUAAACAUGCAGUUCAGUUGGCUCAGGAGGACAAUUCGAGGCAUAUGGAAGAGAAGAAAGUUUCAGGUUCUUUUUGUCAUGCUGAUGGCUGUGACGGAAUUCAACCUGUUUCAGUCGGCGAUCAGCCUUCAGUACAUGCUACCGCUGAUUCUGCGCCACUAGCAGGCUUACCCGAGUUCUCUUACCUUGGUUGGGGCCAUUGGUUCACUCUAAGAGAUCUAGAUGUUGCAACAGACCAUUUUUCAAAGGAUAACGUAAUUGGCGAGGGCGGAUAUGGUGUUGUGUACCGUGGAAGAUUAUCAAAUGGCACCCCAGUUGCUGUGAAGAAAAUCCUUAAUAAUUUGGGACAAGCCGAGAGGGAAUUCAGAGUGGAAGUCGAGGCAAUUGGUAAUGUACGCCACAAAAAUUUGGUCCGGCUUUUGGGGUACUGUGUUGAGGGUAUCCAGAGGAUGCUUGUGUAUGAGUUUGUUAACAAUGGGAAUCUUGAAAGUUGGCUCCACGGAGAAUUGUCCCAGUACAGCUCUCUCACAUGGUUAGCUCGCAUGAAAGUUCUUUUGGGGACUGCAAAGGCCCUUGCGUACUUACAUGAGGCACUUGAACCAAAGGUUGUGCAUCGUGACAUCAAGGCCAGUAAUAUCUUGAUUGAUGAUGAGUUUAAUGCCAAAAUAUCUGACUUUGGUUUGGCCAAGAUGCUUGGUGCUGGUAAAAGUCAUAUUGCUACUCGAGUUAUGGGUACCUUUGGCUAUGUCGCGCCUGAGUAUGCUAACAGUGGGCUUUUGAAUGAAAAGAGUGAUGUUUACAGCUUUGGGGUUCUUUUAUUGGAAGUUAUUACAGGUAGAGAUCCAAUUGACUACGACCGCCCCCCAAGUGAGGUAAACCUGGUUGAUUGGCUUAAAGUGAUGGUUGCCAACAGACGGUCUGACGAAGUGGUUGACCCACACCUUGAGAGAAGACCAUCAACAAAGGAGCUCAAACGUGCCCUUUUGACAGCUCUGCGGUGUAUUGAUCUGAAUGCUGAGAAGAGACCGCGGAUGGAUCAGGUCGUCCGGAUGUUGGAUUCUAGCGAAGCCAUACCCCAAGAGGAACGAAGACAGCGACAGAACCGCGUAUCUGAAAAUACUGAAACGGCACCAUUGAGGGGCAAGAACAGCAUCAACAGGAGUGACGACCCUGAGCAUGAGGAGAGGCCUCCCCGGUCAAAGAGUCGUACAUUUUCGGUCAAGUGAGGUAAAGAAGAGAAGGAAAGCCUAAACAUCUGAAGAUACAUAUAGAGAGAUACCUGUGCAAGAGGAAAAAUCAUUGUGGAGAAUUCUUCUGAAUAUGAUAACAGACUGGUUGAUUCUUUUCAUCCCUCAGAAGCAGGGAUUUUUGCAUUUAUUGAUACAUGGAAUGUACAGUGGUGUGUAUGACGGCUGAAGGAUGUACAGUACUAGCUUGUAAAAACGUCUGAAAAGCUCUCUGCUGUAUGAGCUACAGACUUUUCUUAUCUCUACUAUAUUGUACACACCAAGAGUAUAAAAGCAAAGAAAGAAAAUUUGACUUGU